This is a messenger RNA of Trypanosoma rangeli, 366 nucleotides long. Its product is annotated as DnaJ like protein subfamily C member 19. Bases 1 to 366 code for a protein of 121 amino acids. The record is from RefSeq and is a predicted model, not a curated record. Gene Ontology annotation, molecular function: ATPase activator activity. NCBI's taxonomy places the organism in Eukaryota, Euglenozoa, Kinetoplastea, Trypanosomatida, Trypanosomatidae. The transcript has a single exon. Gene Ontology annotation, biological process: protein import into mitochondrial matrix. Gene Ontology annotation, cellular component: PAM complex, Tim23 associated import motor.
AUGGCGGCCCCGUUAACGGCGAUGUUGCUGCUCGCAGGGGCAUACUACGUGACGCGACUGGCGCCUCGGGUGACGCAGCGGGUCGCGAUGGCACAGGGCGGAAUGGGUGCUACACAGGCCUUCCAUGCGCACCAGUCUUACCGCCGUCACGAGUCGGGCUUUGCGGCCAUUAUGUCGGAGCGGGAAGCCUUGCUGCUGCUUGGAUUUCCGGAGGAUGUCGCUGAUGGAACAUGUGUCCGCCCCUCAGACAAGCAGGUCAAGGAACGCUACUACACUCUGAUGAAGCAGUUGCACAGUGAUGUGAGUGGCAGUCCAUACAUCGCCACGAAGCUUAAUGAGGCCAGGGAUGUACUAUCGGGGCGAUGA